GCGCCAAAUGUGGGACAGUAGCAACGUCAGUUAGCCAGCGAUUGUAAAUAAAGCAGCCUGGUGAAAAAGCUUUCCUUCAUACGGUAACAAACGUGGGCAAAAAGCUUAACUUACAGCAUCUGGAGAGAUUGUUGAGGGAUUAGUUCCAUGUGAUUGGAGUCAUAAGGUUUUAUAAGUCGAUGAGAACAUGAAAGUCCCACAAGAUGUUGACAUCUCACAAACAGAGAGGGAGCUCACGUCACCACCCUCCCCAAAACGAUCCAGACCUGAGUGUAGAGUGAUGAAUGACCACAGUGGGUUAAGCAGGUUCGACUUUCCAGAGCUUUUGACGUUUAGGAAAACUAAUCAUUCCCCAUCAUCAGCAAGUACCCUGCAGAAAACCGAGGGCCUGAUUAGCACACUUGAAUGUUUGGAAGAUGAGAAAUCUCAGGAGCGACCACAAGACACUAAGUCUGAUGUCAGUCCUAAUACUGCGUUGACUGAGAGCUACCUACUCCUGGGGAAAGAGGAGCAGCUUCCAGUUACUGAAACAGACAAACUCAGCUUUUACCAGUCAGAUGAUACAGAUAGUUCAUUAGGAGAAUCUGCCACCAUAGCCAGUACCAACACAUCCAGUCAUUCUGAUGGCAGGCUACCAGGGACAUCCCUUAAAGAUCAAACCCCUGGCGGUUGCAGUCCUUCCACUGGAAAUGAAAAAUACAGGAGACAGGUCCAAAAAAAUGUCAACGAAAUGCAGACAAGAAAUGAAGAGGUCAGAUGUCAACCUAAUUGUACUAAUAAAGAAUCAGUCCGUGACGGAGGUUUCUGUAGCACAAGGAGCCAAUUUGCUGAAGUUGUAGAGACGACUCAGAAGAGGACUGAACCUGAAUUUAAUGAGUAUAUUUUUUUUACUAAGGAAGAGAGUGGGAGUAAGAGAUCUUCCAGUGAUUAUGCAGAUUCUAAACCACUCUGUUCAGACCCUGUAGAAGAGCCCUCUGGGAACUUGGCAGAAGUUGGGAAAAAGGAAAAAAAUGAUUUAGGAUUACAGUUCUGUGAGAAGGAAAAUGUUUCUGUCUGUGAUGGGAAAACCGAAGGCCAAGUUAAUAAGAAAGGCCUCAUCCUUUUUGCUGCCGAAUGCGGUGAAAGAUCAAUUCUUUCUCAUGAUGUGAUGUUAGAAAGAAAUCCUGCAAAUGAGAGCACGAAUCUCGAUGUUGAUGACCUCUGUGGGGAAAAAAGAGCGGAUGGUGCUUGCAAGAUAAUAGCCAAAGCUCAGAGUGAAACAGCUGAUCACACAACAGUGACUACAUUGCCGGAUAGAAUCAGUCAAGAGCUGGCUGAAGGAGAUAAUGAUGAAGGCCCUUUCCAUGUAAUUGACCCUGCGAUCUGUAGUGAAACUGACAGGGAAGCUGAAGAAAACUGCUGUAACUCAGCAAGCGCUGCAGGUCCCAAAUUAUCUCCAUCAGUAGAAGUUGACACGAUGGAAAUGCCUCUUCCACUCCAUUCCCACAUGAGGCCAUCAGAAAAGGUUUCAUGUCCCGACCGGACAGAGUGCUUUAAUAAUGAAAGCAGGACAUGGCAUCAGGAAGGUGCAAACGAUGACUUCUGUCAGGCAGGACCACAGUCUUCUUCCAUCACCACCAAUGAAACACACACGACUUUCAUUGAAUGCGACUGUCAAUGGAAAUCCAGGUUCAGCAGGAGUCCUACAAAGCCUCUCCCUCCUGGGGAUCAUGCAAUAGAAGGAAGCCACGGUUCCAUGGGACAUGAGUUCAAAGAGCAGAGUCGCUCCAGCUGUUUUUCUGUCAGGCUUGACCACCUGGAGACGUCGGAAGUCGAACAUUCACAGAGAGGAAUUGACAGCUUGGACAUGACAGCUGUGAUAAAAGAAAGCAAAGAAAUCUUCUGUUUUGUGAAAGAAUUGGAAAUUAAUGAAUAUAUGAACCCAAAGAGAACAGUGGAGUUGGAGGAAAAACCUCUACUGCAGAAUGAACAGCACAAGGAUAACACAACUGAAGUACUUACUUGUGAUUGCAAGGCUGAGUGGAACAAGGGUGAAGCACAUGAAUGGGACAAUGAAUUAAAGCUCACCGAAACUGAACAAAGAAGCAAGCUCGAGCGUUUGUCUGACCAACCAUUCAGUGCUGACAUUUCCAUGACAGAAGUGGGAGAAGAGGAAAGAAAAGAAGUGACAGAAGUUGGAGACGAAAUGAAAAGUGAUGGGCCUGAAAACUCAGAGACAUUGGUGCAAUCUGAGGAUUAUGUUCAGCGGCAAAAUGACCACAAAGCAGACAUGACUCAACUGUCAUCUGGUGAAGGCGCUGACGAAUGGACAGAGUGGAGCAAAUUGCCCUUGGGAAGCGAAGAUGGACAAGAACACAAGCUUAGUUGUGUCUCUGAUUGCCAAGACAAAGCUGAAAAUAAAGCUGACUUUUUAGCCUUCAGUUUUUCUUCAACAACCGAUGCAGUCGUACCGUGUCAGGGCAAUUUAAGCCAUUCACAGAAGGCUCACAGUAAUCCCACUUCCAUAAACUGCAGUGACAGAUUUUCCCCAUUGCCAUCUGCUUUCUGUAACCUAGUGCCGGAGGGGUUUGACACUUUCGAAAAGAUCCAACUCUCACCAGAUGAUGAUGAUGACGCCACUGGAGUGGGCAACAUCCCUGUCCUCGUCCGCUUGCCCGGGCAGCGGCUGAAAACACCCGAGCGACUGCUAUACCACUUUAUGUCAGUGGCAGAAAGCAACAUGCAUGAGAGGAUACCAGAAGAGGAGGAGGAGUGUAUCACUGAGAACAUGGCAAACAGGCUUCUUAGCAGUAAUUCUGCCUGUAAUGAACUCCCAAACUUCAUCUUAGGAGCAGAUGCCAUUGCUCUCGAAUGGCCUGAGCGAGAGCCUAACUGUGAAUCGGUCUGUGAUUCCUCUGAGCACAUUCAGGAUGAAUUAAACCCAGAGUUAAUGUCCUCUACUGUUUCCGCUGAGAGUGACAGCCCUGCCUCUGGUGUGAACAGCUGUGCUGAGUUUGAAAUGAAAAACCAGUUCGACUCGGUCUUGAAAGAGCUGAAUUUGUUUUUUGAGAUCAGUAGAAAUGACUUUGAAAAUGACUGCAAACCAGACUUUAUCUCACCUGAGCAGUGCACUGACAGAACUAAAGUCUUGGAAGGCAGCGCUUCAGAACGGACAGAACGUCUCACCAGUCCAGACGUGGGACGCCACAGAGGCGCCGCAUCAGAUGAUGUUGCCGAGGACCACAGCCUGCACAUGUGUGAAGGUGAUCCAGUGGUUUCUCGGACUGCUGUCAGUAGUGACGGAGAGCAGGAAGUGCCUCUUAGCGGACACCUGUGCUGGGAAGCACCUGUUGCAGAGAAACACAGAGGAGCACCUGAGCAGCCCAGGAGACUAGAACCGCUGAAAACAUGUGCACGGCCAAUCCGGGUUGGACUUUCAAAGAGAGCCAAGACCAAACACCUGCACCGGCCCCGCCCCUAUAAGUGAACAUUGGACAUGCAAUCAAGGGUGAGCGGUGUGUGAGUGUAAACAACCUCGUUUGAAGCUUUUUGAUGCAGUGUUCAAGAACUCGAGGGUUAUUAUCGGAUUUACAGCGUUCCUGUUUUUUCUUCUGCAUCAAGUCGCUGUUUUUUUUUCCCGAGUUGUUGAGGUUUCUGUACAUUUUAGUUCCCCCUUUAUCCAAAGAUGUUUCGAUCCAUAAAAUAUCCUGACAAGGAUCCGUUCUCAGUAUUUCUCCACAUUGUCCAAGCCGGAAAAAUAUUCAGGUUUUUAAUGACAAAACGUUCAGGUGUUUAUGUAUUUAUUUACUUAUUCAUAUGCAGAAUUUAUCUGCUUCUUUCUAGCUGACAGUGUGGGUAUGGUGUGCUAUUUUUGCAUUUUUUUGUUACUGUUGUCCUGAGCAGUUCUCCUGUUGCUUAGCUGGAGUUCAGUACUGAAACUGUUUUAUUUAUUAAAAUAUGUUAUUUAUUAAAAUAUGUUUCUGAUGUCCACACUAUGCAUGGCUGUAUCUGUUGGAAAACUCUGAUCCAUGAUUUGUACAGUUUUCCUUGUUUUAAUGUUAUUCCAUCAUUAGUGGCAGUUUCCUGCAGUGUUAUUAAAACUUGAUCAGAUUGUUGCUUUUUCUU
This is a messenger RNA of Oreochromis aureus, 4104 nucleotides long. RefSeq lists its product as uncharacterized. Bases 188 to 3466 code for a protein of 1092 amino acids. The transcript has 5 exons. NCBI's taxonomy places the organism in Eukaryota, Metazoa, Chordata, Actinopteri, Cichliformes, Cichlidae. The record is from RefSeq and is a predicted model, not a curated record.